AUGGUGACGGCCUCCAAGGGUCCUCCGUUACGGAUAACCCACCCCUCCCACCCAGGGCACGUGCUCACGCUUUACGCCACCGGCGGCGCACUGUUCCAGUGCGACGGCUGCCGGCACUACGGCGAGGAUGAUCGUAGGUACCGGUGCGACCCGUGCGACUACGACCUUCACGUAUGCUGCGUCCCCCUCAAGAUGGAGGACCUGACGCUCACGCAUCCUUUCUUCAAGGGUUGCACCUUCGACUUCCGCUACAGCCCUCCCAGUCCCAGCACCCUGGCUGGUCACGGCAGCUUCUGCGGCGCCUGUGGAGAUCAGGUGCUCGGCUUCAUGUUCCACGACGGCGAGCGCAAGAUCAACCUCCACACGCAGUGCGCCAACCUGGCGGAGCGCGUAGUCCAGGAAGACGGCGUGUUCGACCUCGUCAGGGAGGCGCCUGCCGGCGGUAGCUGCGGGUUGUGCGGGCAAGGGCAAGGCGGCCGCCGCGGCAGGUUCUGGUGCUACGGCUACCUCGACGGUCACCGGCAGCCCGCGUACACGCACGUGGGGUGCAUGAUGGAAGCUUGCUACAAACGCUCCCAGAUCGCGCAGGUGAGCGCGCCCACGGCAUGGGCGCUGGGAACGCCGGCGACGUGGGAGGUGGGCACGACGCAGGGCACGCCGACGACGUGGCCGGUGGGCACGCCGCAGAGCACGCCGACGACAUGGGACAGUGGGUUGUCGUCCACCAUUAGCAAGGUCUCGCUUUUUUGCAAGGUUGCGGUGGCCGUCGCCAGGGUCGCCUCCGCGGUCUCCACUGGCACGGGGGGUGACCCGUUGUGGAUUGACACGACCACGACGGCUGCAGAUCCCGCCGAAUAACCAUGUCAAUCGGCUACGAAAUCAAUUACUACAAGCAGACGUGUGUUCAUUUUAUUGUAGUUGUCUGGUUUGUAUCGUUUUUUUAGUGGUCGUCUAUUUUCUGGAUUUUUUUGUUGCUCUAUUCUGUAUUUUGUUUGUCUAUUUGUGUGACAUAUAGAGGGUAUUGUCUUUUGUUGAUAUACGGAAUAAGAAAACUGUACAUCAAUGCACACGUUUUAUUAUUUUCUUAUAUCAAAACUGAAAUAAUGCAAUAAAUCUAUCA
Messenger RNA from Hordeum vulgare subsp. vulgare (domesticated barley), 1120 nucleotides. RefSeq lists its product as uncharacterized. Lineage: Eukaryota; Viridiplantae; Streptophyta; Magnoliopsida; Poales; Poaceae. The record is from RefSeq and is a predicted model, not a curated record. The coding region runs from base 1 to 858 and encodes 285 amino acids. The transcript has 2 exons.